UCAGAGGCGUCGGAUCGAUUCGCUGCGGCCCCGAGACCCCGCCCAGACACGCUGCAAACGUCACCGGCCUGCUCAUCCGACACACCGGAGCUCUUCAGUCCGGCGACCUGUUCUGCUGACGGUUCCGACGAGCUCUUUAGCGCAUUGAGACACUCUUCUGACGUUUCUGGCAAGCUUAACAGUCGGGCGAGCCUCUCUCCCGAAGGUUCAGGCGGGCCCUCUAGUGUGGCCAGGCAGGUGGAGCAAGGAGGUGUAGUCCUGGAGGCCACGGCACACGGCGUGCUGUGCUCGCAGGAGGCAGACGAUCACAUCUCGUGGCCCGGUUCAAAAAGAGCUCGUCUCUGCGAGGCCGUGGGAUGCGAUGCAGAUGGCCCGGAUGCGGACACUGGCGAUGUCGGCGGCACGGGUGAGGACCGGUGUCGUUCUUCCACAACACUUCUGGUCCAGUGCACUGAAGCAACGACUCGCUAUCGGGUUCUGGUUGCCGUGGUUCAUCCCUGUCAAUUGAAGGAAAUCAAGGUGAAGCGCGGACCCUCUGCCGGGUCCUUGGUGCCCCUGGCCAGCCUGGUGGUGACGGACCAAUCGGGCGUGGACAUGACGGUGCUGCUGUGGCGACGGGCGGCGUUCUGGGCGGCCGCCGUCGGCGCUGGAGAUGUUGUCUUCAUCACAGGCCUGCAGCUGAGCGAGGACACCUGGAGGGGAGAGAAGAUACUGCAGUCCACCUUCAGCAGCAAACUGCUCAACUUGGGUCAUAUCAGUGCCCCCAGCUGCCCCCCAGGUGGUCAGCAUGUAGCUGCUGGCUCCGUCUCUGCUCUCUGUGACUUCCUUGGAGCGCGGCGCCCCCUGCUCUCGUCCACGCCCCGUCGCCCCCCUCAGGAUCUGAAGCGCCUGCCGUACGCCCCCCUGUGGCAAUGCAGGGUCAACACGCUGGUCCACGCCCUACUGCGUGUCAAACACGCAUACAUCAGCAAGGAGUGGCGAGCAGAGGCGGAGUCUUGCCGCAGGUCCGCUCUGGAGCCUCACGCGGUGGCGAGCGUGGAGGGGGCCGGCGGCCAACGGGGGGCGCUGCUGCUGUGGGGUUCAGCUCUGGACUGGCUUCCACGCUUCAGGACUCAUCCAGACGCCGUGUGGGACGUCCGCUUCCUCCUGGUCAGGGAGGGCUCGAACACCGACCUCCCCGAGCUUCACACCACCCCGUGGAGCGCCGCCCGCCGAGCGGACGGCGCCGACCGCCGGCUCGGCGGCUUCCUGCGUCCGAGCGGUAGCGGCGUGGAGAUGGAUGUGGACACGCUGCUGUCGCAGCAGUACUCAGGCGACGCGUUGCUCAGAGUGCAGGUCCACGCCUUCCGCUUCCAGCCCUUUCACGAUGCGCCGCAGGCGAGCCUGGACCGCGCCUCGCCGCGCUCCGCCAUCCUGGCGGCGCUGAGCGGAGACGUGACGUAUUCGGGCUGUGGCCGGUGCUCCGCCGAGCUCGACGCCGACGCCAAUGGAAUUUACGGUCCGUGCUACCCGUGCCUGCCCGCCAGUGCCGUACGCCGCUACUACAGGCCGGCCGUGCUGACGGUGAGCGGGCAGGGCGCCGUGCGCGUGUGCGUUCAGGUUCCCGCUGUCGCCGUGCAGAAGAUUCUGGACGUGCCGCCCGAUAGGCUGCUGAGGAACGCAGCUGCAGGCUCUGACGUCAAGUACGUCCAGGUGGCGGCAGAGAGGCUCCACGACCUCCUGUGGCUUCCCGGGAAAAGCGUGGUCAUCGGCGUCCGCAGCCUCUUCCUGUGUGACGAGAACAGCGCCCCCGUCAGUCAAGAGUUAACGCUGCUCGACCUGCGCGUUCCCCCCGACACGUGAACACGCCUCAGGUCAGGUUGCUCAGUGUAGCACAGUCUGAAGGGAUGGACGAGCGCAAGAUUGCAGGAAAGGCGGCCUGACGUCGGGCGGGCGGGCACGAGGGAGGGGACGACUUCCCGCCUGCAGCUCUACUUUCCUUCGGAUGCUUCUUCUGCAACUUCCAGCAGAUCGCCAAACAAAUCUGACGCCACACAAGAUAAACAACAUUUCUGCAGCUUGACUUUGAAAUGCACACACGCCACCUCAGUGGCGCUUUCAACGCAACAUUGAUCAAUCUGGCUCAACGCGCGUGUGUUGUUUGACUUUGUAGUGAACAUGUUAUACACACAUUCUAGACGUGUUGUAAACACGGUUUACACAUUUUCUCGCCGAUGAAUGCAUUUUAUCAAUGAAUUGGAUCUUAUUUUCAGAAGCUUCCAUAUUUCAAAAGUGUGCACUGCUAUCACUAACAACGUGACUGCAAAAAGAGAGAGCUACUUUACAAAAGCAACUUGAGAAUGUGCGCGUUUGCUAUAUGAAGGCACUUUUCCUAUUUGUCCAUACAAGAGCGGAAUCAUUUUCACAUUGUUUAGCGCUUGAGAAGAAAGGAGCUCGCUGGAAGGCGAUCACGGCGCCAUUCGCCAAAGACGUGCUGCGCAUUUCUACGUGUACACACAUUUUGACCCGAGGUAUGUGCUGUGGUCUGUUGCCUUGCCUAACCUUUCCAACUCAGGAUGAGGAAAGAGUGGGCUUGGGGGACCAAACCUGUUUACAAUAAUGACAUUGUAAUUUGGUUAAUAAUCAAAGGGGCGAAAAUGCCAUUGGAAUCGGAAAUUGAACGUUUGGGGUAAAAAAAAAAUGGAAUCAAUAGUUACAAUUUGUACAGUCCAAAUUUUCCCCGAUAAUGAAAGAACAUACUGUAUGUACGUGUCCAUUACUCUGACCGUAACGUGAAACCAGUUGUAUGUUUACUUUGGCUUAGUUUUAUAUAUCGAAAAUAAUCAAACAAAAAGAGAGAAAAAAAAUAAUCAAGAAAUCAAAUGAAUAUUACAAAACAAAAACUAAGAGCCUGCCUCCAUUAGUUCUGCGUCUUCCUUAUUAUUUUGGUAAUUUUGACCUAGACUCUUAAACUCAUUGUAUACGUCAGUGUGUGUUUUACUGUUGGUGUGUCUGUCUUCAACCAUUUUUUGGCGAAAAGAUUAUUUCUUUUCUUUUUUGGCAUUCUCAUUUGUGUGUGUGUGUGUAUUCUCUUAAAAACACUUUUUAUGGACGAUUGUGUUUUGUUUUUGUUGACGACGUGUUGUUACGAUGCGCACGCUCACCUCCCGUGCCGCCGGCUCCCCCUCCCGAGCCGCCGGCUCCGCCUCCCGUGCCGCCCGGUCCGCCUCCUGCCCCUCCCCCUGGGCUGUCUAGCUCGCUGAACAAUCCGUCGAAACCCGACGCCUUGGCCUUCUUGUCGUCGUCGUCUCUGUCAAAGAUUUUGGAGAAGAAGCUUCCCUUGUCGUCGUCGUCGUCGUCGUCGUCUUUCUUCUU
Molecule: messenger RNA, 3354 nt
Organism: Phycodurus eques (leafy seadragon)
Lineage: Eukaryota; Metazoa; Chordata; Actinopteri; Syngnathiformes; Syngnathidae
Gene: shld2
Product: shieldin complex subunit 2
Exons: 10
Biological process (GO): regulation of double-strand break repair via homologous recombination
Cellular component (GO): site of double-strand break; nucleus
Source: RefSeq, a predicted model, not a curated record